AAAACAGUAGCCGCCCAGUAGAAGAAAAUGAGCUAAAACCCUGAUCCAAUCAAAACAAAUUCCACCAUUUCUAUUCUCUAACACCGCCAUGAGACGAAGUUUUGUUAGAUUCUCCACCCCAAUCGGCAAACACGCCGCCGCUUUCUCCUCCGGCGCAGGCCGAGGUCGCGGCCGCGGUGCCGGCGGGGAUCCUCUCUUCAAUUUCAGCCGUACCGCUCCCGGUCAACCCGUAGAUGAUGACACCAAUGUCUCCGGUCCCGGCCAUGGCCGUGGCGGCGAUGAGAUUAGGGCUCCAGGCGCUCGGGCUUUUGUGGAUGAUGAUUUUGUUUUGGGUGACCCGGCCCGACCCGACCCGAGGGAGUUUGGGCGGAAGGUGCCCGAGUUUAUUCAGAGGUUUGAGGAAGAGCUAGCGGGUGACCGGAGUGAUGAGCUUGUUGGGAAUAGAGGGAAAGGGAAUGAGAGUGAAGUUCGUUCCGGGAUUUUGAAUGUAUUAGGUGGCGCGGGGCGUGGAUCGGUUAAUGGGGGAGGUUUUGGGCCUGGAAUUGGAGUUAGGCAGCAAGAGAAUAGGUUUAUUAGGGCUAGACAGGAAAAUGUGGGUACCCGUGAGAAUGUAAAGGCAAAUGUGAAUGAAAAUGUGAGUGUGAGGACCCCGUCGAAGAAGUUCAGUAAUCUCGAGGAUGCGAGGAAAAAUGCCAUUGAUAUUUUGUCGAGAGGCGAUGGGAGUGGGGAUGGAGGUGAGAGGGUGAUGGAGAGUGGGGGACGAGGUGAGCGGGUGAUGGAGAGUGGUGGACGAGGCGCUGGCCGGGGGGGUAGAGGGAGAGGAGGGAGGGGGUUUAGAGGGAGAGGUGGGAGAGGGGGGAGGUUUGGAGGGAGAGGGGAGCGUCGAGAUGAGGAUGAUGAUGAUGACGAGGAUGAUGAUGAUGAAGAUGCAAGUUUUAUUGGUGAUCCUGCUGAUGGUGAGAAAUUGGCUCAAAAACUUGGACCGGAUAUGAUGAAUAAAUUGGUGGAAGGCUUUGAAGAAAUGAGUGAAAGUGUGUUGCCUUCACCCCAACAAGAUGCUUUUAUUGAUGCAAUGCAUCUUAAUUACUCGAUUGAGUGUGAACCAGAGUACUUAAUGGGGGAUUUUGAAAGCAACCCUGAUAUUGAUGAGAAACCUCCUAUGACUCUUCGGGAGUGUUUGGAGAAGGCCAAGCCUUUUGUAAUGGCUUAUGAAAAUAUUCAAAGUCAUGAAGAGUGGGAGGAAGCUGUGGAAGAAACAAUGAAGAAUGUUCCCCUUAUGGAACAGAUUGUUGAAUACUAUAGUGGACCAGAGAGGAUAACUGCCAAGCAACAGAUGGAAGAGCUGGAUAGAAUUGCAAAAACUCUUCCUAAAAGUGUACCAGAUUCUGUUGCACGAUUUACAAAUCGUGCUGUUCUGUCGCUUCAGAGCAAUCCAGGGUGGGGAAUUGAUAAGAAAUGGCAGUUCAUGUCUAAGCUGGUCGGGGAGGUCUCAGAGCAGUCAAAAUAAGCUUGUCUGAUAGCACGAAUGAGAUGUGAUAAUUCUUUUUAUUGGAAUUUUACUAGUUGGAUCUCAGGUAAAUUGAGCUGCUAGGUACAGAGAUCAUUAUUGUGCUCAUGUUAACUUUCUUUUGGUGGCUGCUAAGAGAUUUAGUUUAGUUCUCUAUUUUCUUACAAGCUUGUUCCCUAUAAUAGCUUAUUUUAUGUAAAGUUUGAAUGAAUAUAUUUCAAACUUGUAAUAAUACUGUGUAGCAGUUACUUUGGCUGUUGUAAGUUGCACCUAUGUGUUGCUCAGAAAGAUGUUUUGAUGUGUACGAUACAAGUUUGGUGACAAGUACUUGGUCAAUAUCAA
Messenger RNA from Daucus carota subsp. sativus, 1849 nucleotides. RefSeq lists its product as uncharacterized. The transcript has 4 exons. Lineage: Eukaryota; Viridiplantae; Streptophyta; Magnoliopsida; Apiales; Apiaceae. The coding region runs from base 89 to 1507 and encodes 472 amino acids. The record is from RefSeq and is a predicted model, not a curated record.